Messenger RNA from Ylistrum balloti, 1362 nucleotides. Its product is annotated as small ribosomal subunit protein uS5m-like. The transcript is spliced from 11 exons. Gene Ontology annotation, cellular component: ribosome. NCBI's taxonomy places the organism in Eukaryota, Metazoa, Mollusca, Bivalvia, Pectinida, Pectinidae. Gene Ontology annotation, biological process: translation. Bases 3 to 1250 code for a protein of 415 amino acids. The record is from RefSeq and is a predicted model, not a curated record. Gene Ontology annotation, molecular function: structural constituent of ribosome; RNA binding.
ACAUGGCUGCCUUCGGCAUGUUGUUGGGACGAUCGAUCGCAAGAUCGUCUAGUGUACUCGGAAAAUCAACUGAGUUGAACACCUUGCUGAUGGGGGUUGUGAGUAGACCAUCACUAUUGCAGCAAUGUUGUGCUCCAAGUGCAAUCGUCAUUACCAGAGAUGCCAGUAUCUUUAACAGAGUGUCUGAUGCACAGAUCUGGGAAAGUGUCACUGGUGUCAGUAAUCAAGGAAAAAUGAAAGGACGUGCCAAAGGCAAACGCAGAAAGUUCCGUGUCGUUGUGAAAUUUGGAGAAGGAGGUAAGUAUAAAAUGAAUUACCCAACAAUGAGUGAAGAAAAAAGCACAAGAAUCACUUCUGAGAAAGCAACAGGCUCCUAUGUUCAAGAGGAGAAAAACAAAGUUGCAAAGAGAGAAAAAAUAUACCCAUUGCAGCGAGGCUACGUUGGGAGACGAAUAGUUGGAGCAAAACUGGACCCUCCAAAACCUAAAGGAGAAUUCACCUUUGAGGGUUUUCAGUCCGUGUGUGUUCAUCAAUCGGUUGUUGCCAAUAUGACAGGAACCUUAGGACGAAAGCGUUCCUUUAAAGCUGUUGUCGUGGUAGGAAACGGCAAAGGUCUGGCAGGGUAUGGCACUUCCUCUUCUACAACUGGAAUGCGUUGUAUUGAAAAGGCAAGAGACAAAGCAGCACAACAACUUCUACAUGUUGACCUGUAUGAUGGUCAUACAGUAUUCCACAACAUGCGGGCUACAGUAGGACAUACCACGGUGAUGGUGAAUAAACAAGAUAGAGGUUAUGGACUAAAAUGUCAUAGGAUAAUUAAGUCCAUCUGUGAGCUGUAUGGAAUUGAGAAUCUCCACGUGAAGAUUGAGGGAAGAAUUAAUGAUACUAACAUUGCAAAAGCCUUCUUCAAGGCCCUUCUACAUCAGGAAACGCACCAGGAACUGGCUGACCGUAUGAAGAUGCACGUUGUAGAGUUCCGCAGGGAGAAACACUAUUUUCCACUAGUAGUUGCUUCACCACAAGAUGGCGCCAUCAUAAAGCCACCAAAGGAUAAGGAAAACUAUGACUUUGAAAACUUUUAUUUUAAAGGAAAAACUCAAUUUUUCCUGAAAAGACCACCAAUUUUCUACAAAGGCUCUCCAUCAUGGUACAAAAAGGCACAUCAAUUAUAUAAAAUUAGAAAUCAGAAAAAGGCUCAGAUGGAACGACGCAUUCAGGGAUUUGAAGAUUAUGUCAACAGAGCUUCGUAAUUCAUGAGAAAUAACAACUUGUUAUAACUUUUAUAUACCAGUGCGAGUGUUGAAGAGUAUAUCUAAGACAUUUUGUAGUGAGUGUUGGAGAGAAUAUAGGUUUGAGACAAUA